AUGAAUAAUAAUUCUAGAUCAAAUACAUCUUCAAACUUUCUCCAGGUUCCUUCAACUGAUGAAAAUGCACCGCCAUCAAGAAGAAGAUUUGCAGGUAUUAUACCUAUACGGCGACAUUCAACAGGAAGUAGACAUAGUGGUAUUCUUCAAGAACCUAGAAGACCCACUAGAAAAUCAACCAUUACUCCACCUAUAGGACUUUUAACGGUAAAUUUGAUAAAGUAUUUCAUGUAAAUUAAUACUUUGUAAUAAGUAUCUAUUGAACUGAAAAUAAUAAAUAUUCCAAGUAUAUGAGUAAACAGUGAAUUAACUUGUAGUAUCCCUAUAGUAUACUUAACUAUUGUUCGUACAAUUCUAUGCAUAGCGUUUAUACUUAUCUCAAAAAUUAUUAUUAUUAUGCCUAUUUUAAUUUAAAUAUUAGAGCUAUAAAUAUGUAUGAUUUUAAUUAGAAAAAAGAGCUGAUACUGGGAAUGGGAGCGGCCACUGUUGUAGAUGAGAAGUUGGAAAGGUAGGAUACCUUAUGGUUAUUUCAUUUAUAUCUGUAAGCAACGAUAAACCAUGGUUUGACGAAAAACGCAGUUUGGUAAUAUAAAAUUUGAAGUACCAUAAUUUUUUUUUGCAAUUUUCGUUUAAAUUUGAUUACAAAACGUUUAUUAAAAAAAAAAGUAGUUCGAUAAUUUUGGAAAUUUUACCACGUCUAAAUAAGUCCAAUAUAAGUGUUAUGACCAAGUUUCAAGUCUCUAUGUGUAUUUAUAACCGAUUUACAACAAAAACUCCCAACAAUUUUAAUUCCUUAAAAACUCAAAAGUUUUGACGAUGAUGUCGUAAGGAAGUAAAUCAAAAAGGCAACAAAAAAGGAGUCUUGUGAUUUUUCGAUUAAAUCAUUUUUUUUGGUAAAAAACGUCCGUGUUUUUAUAAAAUAAUGAAAUCGUGAAAUUGUAUGUUUUACUAUGUUGUUCUCAAUUAAGUGCUUUUAUUUAAAAAAUGGUGUCAAAAAUCAAAAAAUGACCUGUGUAAAGUACACUCUAAACAACUUUGUCUUUUAGAAAAGGUGCUACAUGUAAAAAUCAGAGUAAGUUUACUAGGAAAAAACAUGUCCACAGACUAGAACAAAGAAAAAAAAUAAACAACCAAUUGUAAAGCCAAUAGCUUUUCCGCUAUGCUUGGAUUCUAAAAUUAUAAUAUGCAUUAUUUAAAGAAUAGAUGACAAAUAGAUAAAAAACAAAUGUAUUACUAUUAAAAACAACUGAAGUUACGCAAAAAUUAAACUUUUUGUUUUCUAACAAAAUUAUAUCAGAAGUUUUGUGAAAAAUAUUAUACUUUUAAAAUUAAAUCAAACUGGGUGCUAGAUACUUUUUUCUUGUAAAUAUAUCAACAUAUUUUGAACACUUAUUAUUGCUUCUAGCUGAACAAUUAAUUUUGGAUAAAAGUAGGUAAAUUAUGGUAAAAACUAAAAAAGAGCAUACCAACAGUAAUUUAAAUACCAUUGAUCUAAUAAAUUGUGCUUUAUAAUAUUAAAACCAUAAUUUGUCUAUGAAUAUGGAAUAUGUAAUUAAAUAGCAUUAAAUCAAUAAAUUCUAUCUAUUAAUUUAAUAUUCAUUAUACUUCAUACAUUAGUAAUAUAGAUUCUUUUUUUUUUAUUAUUAUAAUAAGGCAUUUUGAUAUAAAUAUUUAUGUGAAUCACUUCAAAUUAUUCUUAUAUGAGCUAUAUAUCUUAAAUUAUCAUCAAAUUAAUUUUAUUAACAACACAUUUAAAACUUUAUAAAUAACUAAAUAUUAGAAUUAAGGUAAAUGUAAAGAUUCUUCAAUAUAAAAUAAUUACCUACAGAUUUAUAGGAUCUCUACAUUUAAAUGCAACUUAUGAUUAGAUAAAAAUAGGUAAAAUAGGAUUUAACUUGCUUCCUUAUUCUUUCCUUUCUCUAAAUCUUAGCUUGCAAUAAAUAAUCUUUGUCAGAAUAAAAUAUAAAUUAUCUACUUUAAUUUUUUUAUAAAUUCACUUAAAGUUCCCUACCCAGGAUUUUUCUAUUAGGAGGACAGGGACCACCUAUGCUAUACUAGAAAACUUGACUAAAAAAAUAAAAUGAGUUUUACUAAAUAUAUAGUUAUGUAGCACAAUAUUAUUUGUACUUAAAUUGUGGUUAAAUAAGUAGUGCGAAUGUGCAAUAGUUAUUAUUUUAUAAGUAACUAACUGAAUUAAGUACACAAUAUUUCUUAAGCUUACAUUUAUCUCUUUCAUAUAGUGGUUGGAACUCACUACUUUCAAUGUAAUACACAAUCAUUAUUGCUACAUUUCUAUAAAAAGGAGUCUCCAACAUUCAUCGCUACUUAUACCAAUAUAAAAUUGUACUUUACUAGUAACGCUACAAAAAAGGUAGCACAUUACAGUAGCGUUACUGUAAAUAGCAUACUACUGCUAUUCACUUUAUUUCAUAUUAAAUAGUUGUUAAUUAAUUAUUUAUCUAUUAAAAGAGGUACUUCCUGUCUAUGGCAGCAAUAUAAAUAAUAUAUUUUUUUUAGAUUCUGGGUGGAGUGAGGAAUGUAUUGGUUUCACAAUGAUGUUUAUUAUUAUUAUUUUUUUUUUUUUUAUGUGGACACUUUCUACCAGAAAGCAUACUUUAAUUAUCAACUAUAGCGUCCUUUCUGAAAUGUUCUCUUGAUGGUACUUUAGAGAGGUAAUAUUUGAAAUACUGAGGAAAAUCUGGUUUUUUAGGUUAUUUAUUUAUUGUUAUUAUUAAGUUCUUAUUAUUUUAAAUCUUUUGUAAACAAUCAUUGUUGUCAUGGAAUUGUUGUAACCAUUUUAGCAUAAUAUGAUAUAUAUAUAUGUAUAUAUAUUAUUGACAAAGCAACACUAUUAACUGAACUCCAUUCAGAAUCGGUUUUUCGUUAGCCAUAGUUUAUUGUUGCCUACAGAUAUACAUCAAAUUCCUAUUUGUAUCCUACCUUUCCAACUUCUCACCUACAGAAGUAGUUCUACCCAUGUGCGAAGUAUGUCUAUCCUUUUUUAAUAUGUGUCACCGCCAAGGAAAUCCAUAAAUCAACAAAAAAAGUUCAAUUUUCAUUCCAAAAAUAGCAAAAACUGUGUCAGCCACACUUUAAGGGUUAUAUUUAGAGACAAAAAGUUGACAGUGACCAAGUGUGCAUAGUUUUGCUUAGAUCGGAAUAAAAUUGAAGAUCUUUAUCACAGAUAAUAGGGAGAGGAAGAUUAAACUUUCUUAGCCCCUCUUUUGGUAUUUCAUUUCACCUCUUAUAUAAUCACUAAACUACCUAUAAAGCUUAGUGAAUAUAAUAUUACCUAACUAUUGUAAUAUAAAUUUACUAUACUUGGAAAGGCUUGAUCCAAAUAAUACUUUAUUUUAUUUUAUCAUACAAUACUUGGUUAAUAAAUAACUACAUAGGUAUAAAUUAAUUCUAAUAAGCAAUAAUUGUCUAUAAUUGAAUGUAUAAUGAUAAUUAAUAAUUUUAAAUAAAUACAACAAUUUUACACAUAUUAUAUAAUUAUACAUUACCAGUAUUAGGUUAAUUAAGUGCACUGGUUAAAAGUUACCAGUGUUGUAAAAAAUACCUUUAAAAAUAAUAGUACCUAUCUAUUUUCUACUUAAUAUCUAAAAUAAUUUGUAUAUACUGUAUAUCAGUAUUAAAAAUAGUUUCAAUUAUAAGUAGGUAAGUAAAUAUUUGAAAACAUGGAAUCUGCCCUGAAUACUUUAUAAAAUAGGUAAUGUUUAGAAUGCACCUAUUUAACAUUUAUACUAUUGAAAAAUUUAAAAAGAAUAACAACAUAACAUUGGAAUAUUGCAUUUUUAUCAAAACGAGAUAUUUUUAAUAACGUAUCUACUCUGAGUACUCUGAAAGAAUAUGAAAAUAUUAUACCUAUACGUUUUAUGGUGGGCUUAGUUUUUUAAGUCCUUCCUAUUUGCUUAGUUGACCUAGACACUUGAUAGGUAAGUAUAGUUGCGCAACAUUACUGUAUGGUGUAAUAAGCAUUGACAUAAUAUAAAGGUGGACAGGUUUAAGUUCAUUAGUCUUGUACACUUAUAAAACAUGAAUUAUAAAGGUAGAUAUUUUAACUUUUCUAAUGUGUUGCUGAACUUAAGCUUUUAAAUUAAAACUUAUGCUAACAUGGUAACAUUCUUAGUAUUAAAGGUAGGUUGAUAAGUAGGUACCUAAAACUAAGGUCUUGCGGUAAAUGAAAGUUACCAAUGAAAGUUACCAAUACUAUGUGCAAAGUAACCAAUAAUUAUUUUAUGUAUUUAUGAUUUAAUAUGUUCUAUUUGUGAUACUUAAAUUAGGAAAUUAAAUUAUAAAACUUACAUUGGUAUUUAACUACAUUUUAAAAUAAUUCAUGCCUGUAAGCAACGACAAACAACUGCUAAUUAUAAACUUAUUAUCCAAGUUUUUCAUCAAAAUUUGAUCUUAAAAUCAUUAUAAAAAAAAUUGUUACCAAUAUUCUACUUUUUUUUUAUCACCAAGUUCAAUGUACAAUUGAACCUACAGCUAGGUACUAUGUUAAAUUUUCAAGCAUUUCUGUUUAAUUAAACAAAUAAUUUAAUUUGUUUAAAACCGAUUAAAACUAAAAAAAAAUAUAAAUUUAAGACGUCAAUAAAAAGCUCAACAUUUGCUAACAUGUUUUGAGGAUUUUGCCAUUUCUAGAAAAGUACAAUUUCAGUUUUCUAUCACAAUUUUUAGUCUACGAAUAUUUUUAACUUAACUACUAAAAAAAAUAGAAUGCUCAAUAGAUGGGCCACUGCUGAAGAUGAGAAGCUGCGAAAUUAGGAUAUAGAGAGAAAUUUAAUGUAUCUGUACUCAAUGAUUAAUCUUUGCUAACGACAAACGAUUCUAAGCAGAAUUGGGUCUUGGUUUAUACAUAUUUUGGAAAUUUUUUGUAUUCAAUUUUUUUUUACCAAAAAGUACGGCUUAUAAUGAACCUCAUGUAGUCAUUUUAAAUAUUAAAUUAUUUCUGUUUUUGGUCAAACAAUUUUAUCCAAAGAGUACAUAUGUAAUACAAAUCAUGUAAAAUCUCGUAAAUUCAAAAUUUUUAUAAAUGGCUCAAAUGCUAUUAAAAUUUAUCAACAUUUCAAGGUCUUACGAAUAUUUUUAACGAAAUUGAAAAAAAUAAAAGUAUUAUUUAAGUAAAUUUUUCCGUUCUUUCUACGUUUUCUUUCGGUUUUGUUCAGUUAAUGAAAAAACUACAUGGAAAAUCUAAAAAUGACUUUCUUACUCACCAAGAUACAACAAAAUUUAAAAUUCAAAAACAAAAAAAGUAUCUGUCGUUUCUAAGUUAUAGCAAUAUUUCUGGUGAUUACAAAAAGUAUACAAAUUUAAAAUAAUGAAAUCAUAAUUUUAUAAAUUGGUCAAUUGUCAUGAAAACUACUUGAAAAAUUAAAAAAUGAUAUUUUGAUGAAAGCAAUAAUUCUGUAAACAUAGGGCGUAAAAAUUAAAAAAAAUUAAAUGGGAUAUAGCCAUGGUGCACCGUAAAUAUAUUUGUCUGUUUUACCUAUACUUUUUUCCCGGUUUUUCAAUAUAAUUUUGAAAAGCCAUUAGGAAGUUUUUAAAAAUAACCCCCCCAAUGCACCAAUUAGAUCCAAAAUACACAAAAAUAGAUCUUUUGCCAUUUAUUGGAAUAGAAUUUCUGGUAGAAAAGUUUCUCACAGACAAAAAAAAAAUAAUACUGUAAAAACUCACCUAGUAAAACCAAUAGAUCCCUCGCUCUGCUUCGAAUCUUAAAACGAUAUUUAAAAUAAUGAAACCAUUAUUUCCGAUAACUUUCCAGUUCUUUUAUUUUUCCUAGGUUUCGCUCAAUUAUUACGAAAACUACACGGAAAAUCUAAAAAAAAAAACCUUACUCACCAACUAGAUCCAAAAUGCAAUACAAAAUCUCUUGUCGUUUUCCGAUUGGAGCAAUAUGUAUCGUAGAAAAUAUAAUCCAAAGUAGUAAAAUAUUAACGGCAUAUAUUUGAAAGGAAAUCGGUGUGGGGUGGUACUUUAAGGUCAUUUUUCGAUUUUCUUUUAGAGUUUUUUUAAUAAGUUAAUUUAUAAAUUGUACAAAAAUGUCAUGCUUGUGGACAUGUAACGACAACAUUGCAUUAAAUUUGGGUAGGUAGAACGUACGCAAUCGUAACGCUCCCAAAACAAUUAGGUACCUAUACCGUAUACAAUACAUACAAUAAAAACAAACGGACAUACUUCGUAAGAUGAGUAGGCCACUGUUGUAAGUGAUUAGUUGGGAAAGUAUAGAAAAGAAAAUUAAUGUACAUUUGUACGCAACGAUUUAUCAUUGCUAACGAAAAAUGAUUCUGAGCGGAGUUCGUUUAUAUAUAUAUUUUGAAAAGUACUAGGUAGUAAUAUUAACGAUUUGAAAACAAUACAUUUUAUACAUUUUUCCUAAGUUUUUUCCGAAUUUUCGAAUUUAUAAAGAAAAUCCCUUAGAAAAUUAAAAAUUGACUUCCUUAUAUUUUACCACUCCAGUAAAAUUUCUUUUCAGAAAAGAUGUUACACUUGAAAUUUGUGGUAGAAAAAAAAGUAAACAUCAUUAUAAAACUAAUACAUUACUCGCUCCGCUCAGAAUUUAAAAUAUAUUUUAACCGGCGAGAGAAGGGGGGGUGCUCAGAGUUUUGAUUAUGGUGGUUAUAUUAUUUUCCUCCUUAGAUUUGUGUACAGUUACUGAGUUACACCACUGGGUAGGAUGUAGAAGCAACAAUCGACCGCAAUAUCGAUUAUACUAUCCAUUAUUUGUUUUCACUAUCAUUAAAUUCCGGUAAUUCCCCUUGAAAUGGAAAUUAUCUUUUAUCUCGCCUCUCUGGAAGUCUGCCGACCGCUCUAAAUUUAUAAAUUACCAAACAAUUUCAAAACUGAGUUCGUUACCAAAAUCAUUAGAGAAACUUAUUGAACCAAAGCAGUUUUGCAUUUUUAAUAUUUUAAUAUAUGAGCAAAACAUGGAUUACGCAAAAAACGUCAACUGGGUGAGUGCAUAAAACCAUCAAAAUAAACGCUCAACAGGAGCAGACGAACAUAAGCUUAUAUUAUAUCUUAUAAAUAGUUUUUUUUAUAGAUGGGUAAUUGUUUAAACAAUGUAAUGUAAUGUAAGUACGAAGUAGGUCUCCUAUCUAAGUAGUGGAUUCACAAAUCAUAUUUUAUUAGAACAAAAAUUCCAGUCCAGUUUUUAUCUGUAUGAAUAGAUAUAGGUAAUAGCAUAUUAGUUAUUAGCAGGGGCGUACUCAGGAGGGAUUAAGGUGUCAUAUCCUCCCAUGAACUUUUUAUUUAUGCUUUUGUUUGAAGUUCCUUGGUAGUUUCGGUUAGGUUAGGUAGUAUGAUAACAUUUUUUCGGAAAGAAAAUCUAACAGGAGGUCUUAAAUGACCUACUUACUUUAAGGAGGUCAUUUUUCUAUUUACUCUGGAGUUUGCACAUCAUUUGAGAGUCAACGGUUGCCGAUGAUAACCUUAUUUUUAAUCUUUCAAUCUUUUUUAACCUAAAGAACCAGGUUUUCCUCAUUAUCUCGAAUAUUAAUGAGAAUUUCAAAAAAAGUGCUAUAAUUUAUAAUCAAAUGAAGCUUUCUUAUAGAAAGUGUUCACAAAAAAGAAAAAAAAAAAGAAACAUCUUUGUAAAACCAAUACAUUCUCGCUACACUCAUAAUCUAAAAAUAUGUAUAUAUAUAUAUAUAUUAAUGACUAUUAACAAAACAAAAUACAAUUCACCUCCUCCCCCAUAGCAAAAAGCUGAACACGCCACUGCUUAUUAGAUUAGCUGAUCUACUUAAAUGUUACAUUUAUUUUAAGUUCUUUGAGUCCUACAAAUCGAAAUCAAAUUCCUGUACAAAUUUAAUUUCUUGAUACAAAUUUUUAAUCUUUAAUCUUUGGCAAUACAUUGGUACUAGUAUAAAAUAUAUCGUGAUACAUGAUACAUGAUACAUUAAAAAUAUGUAUCAUGAUUCACGAUACAGAUACAAUAUAUAAUUGUAUCUUUGAUAUACGGAUCUGUGAUACUGCUCAACCCUGAUUCCAAUAUGUUGUUUGUUCGAGUCGUGUAAUGUCUUAUAAAAAUUUACAUUUCAACCAUAAUCCAAUUUCUAAAUUAAAAAUUUUUUUAUAUUAUGAAAAUGUAUAUCAUUUGCCUGUUUUGUGUACAUAUUUAAACUUUAAUUAUUGUAAUAUUUACCCCUUGCGGGUAUUAAACAAUUAAAUAAAUAAAUACGAUUAUUCUUUUAAUAAUUAUUACCCAGUAGUGAGUCACGCAAUAUUAUGAAGUUACUUAUGCAUUGUUCGUCAAUACACCACGUGUUUACUAGGUAUGUAAUACCUAUUACCUACCCUAAUCUACUCACUUUUUUUUUUUAAAUUUGAAUAUUUUUUUAAUAAGUAGAUAUGUGUUAUUUUGGUUGUAUUACAUAGUAUAGUGGCGCGAUCAGAAUAACUUAUUGGAAAUGGUAAAUAGGGGGACUUGGGGGCUUAGCCCCUCCAAAACUCAAUCAAGCCACCCAUAAAUGAAGAUCUUAUCAAGUACUACGUACAAUAUUAAGUUUCAAUAGUAUCAUAAUAUCAUAGUACCAUUUUAAGUAUACAUAAUCAAUAUUAUGGAAUGUUAAGUUUCUCCCUCUACAAAAUAUUUGGGCUAUUUGAGUCUAUGCCUUUUCUGAUUAUCCAAUCAAACUGAAAUUUUGUAUUCAGCUUUGGUUAUAAUGACAAAUGACAAUACAAAAUUUAGUAAAAAAACAAAUAAUUUAUUAAGGUUAAAACAAUUAAAAUAAUAUUAAGCACGUGCAAUUAUUAAAGAGCCGUAAGGAAUAUUGGUUUUACUUUGAUGUAUUUUUGCUAUGAAAUACUUUACUACUAAAAAUGUCCUCUGAUCAUUUACCCCAGGGGCGGUUUCUUGUUCCAAAUUUUAUCUAGUUUAUACAUUGAGGAAGUUAUUUUUGUAUUUUCCUUGUAAUUUUCUUAAUAAUUGGGGAAAAAAAAGAAAUAUUUACUAAAUAACGGCGGUUUAAUUUAUUUUUGAUUUUGUUUUUUGUUGUAAUUCAGACAAUAUGAACCAAAUAAAAUCACUGCUGUGGAUAGGAAGUUAGGCUAUAGGUUUAUAUAAUGUGGUAAUUCAGGUAAUUUAAUAAUUUUAUUGUUUGUAACGAUAAAACACUGCAUACAAAAUACGAUUCCGAGAUGAGUUCGGUUAAACAUUUUUCGAUAGGUAGGUAUAUUUAAAUUUAAUAAUUUUCAAUUGCGUCAUAAAUCACAAUAUUUUUUAAACUAAUUUUAUCAAAUUUUUAAACUUAAACCAGUUUAACAAAAAUUUAGUAUACCCAACUAUCUAAGACAUAAUACUACGUUCAAACUUUUUACCACUGAAGUAUGUAGGUAUAAUCAGUGGUAUAACCUUUCAUGAAUCGUGUGUCAGAUAUUUAAAUAUUUUUCUGAACCAAAAAAAUUGUAUUCACAUUUAUAGGUAACUAAUAAUAAACGUAAACAUUUUAUAUUCAUAAUUAAUAAUUCAAAAACUUACAAAAUGUUUUGAAAAUUAUACUACGUCUAGAAAGCGCUAAUAUAAUAAUACUUGAGUAAGUGAAAAUUGAAGAUCUCUGUAUUAUAAUUAUAUUAAAGUGAAUUGUCUGGAUUACAACAAAUAAACAAAAUCAAAAAUAAUAUAAACCACUGUUAUUUUGUACAUAUUUCUGUUUUUUUUUUCCCCCAAUUAUUUACAAAGCAAAUACAAAAAUGACUUCCUCAAUGCACAAACUAUAUAAUUAGUAUAUUUACUAAUACUUUUUUAUAGAUAAAAUUUAGAACAAGAAACCGCCAUAAAGUUAAUGAUUAGAGGAGGGAUGAAAUUAUGAAAUCGUGAAAUUGUAUGUUUUCCUACGUUUUUCUCACUUGAGUGCUUUUAUUUAAAAAAAAUGGCGUCGAAAAUCAAAAAAUGACUUGUCUAAAGUACAAUCUAAACAACUUGAUCUUUCAGAAAAGGUGAAAAAUCGGAGCAAGUUUACUAGAAAAAAAUGUGUCCAUAGACUAGAACAAAGAAAUAAAAAAUAAACAGCAUUGUAAAACCAAUAGCUCCCUUGCUACGCUCGGAAUCUAAAACACACAUUAAAGUAAACCCAAUAUUCCUCACGGUGUUUAAAAUUGAAAAAUUAAUUUAACAUUAAAAUCCGUGCCUACUAAAAUCCGCCGAGUAUUUUUCAAGAUAUGCGUGUUGGUACAUACAAAAAAUGGAUCUCUAUUUUGUAAUAUAUGUAUAGAUUAUUUCAACAUGAAUACAAUGUUAUUUUAUACGGCCAAAUGAAAUUCAGGUGUGUGUACAAGGGAGGGGCGGUUCAGAGUUUCCCCCCGAAAUUCCAUGAAAAUUAUGAUUAAGUAUAUUUUAAUAAAGUCUAAAAAGUGGUAUCUGUCAAUGAGGAAGAUAAAUUCAAUUUUUGCAUAUAUUGUUAUUACAUUGUCAUGUGCAUUUCUAAUUUGUUGUGGUUUUCUUGCUUUUAGAAAAUUAUAAUUGCUACGGCAAUAUUGCAUAGUUUACAUUAUCAUCACUAAUAAUAUGAAUCACGUUAUCAUUUAGGCUGUAUUUACUAAAAAUAUAUUAAAUAUAAAAUUUAGUAAUAGGUACUUACCUAAAACGCUAAAACUGAAUGUCAUAAAAUAUUGACAUUUUUUAAUGAAAAAUAAAUAAUCCUACAAUUGAAAGUAUCUAUGUAAACUUCUUUGUUAUAAGAGUAUAAAAGUGUACAACCUUAAGAACCCCCCCCUCCUCAAUAUUUUUUUGUAAACGCAAAUGAAAUCAAUACAUUUGGAUUUUUUCAAGACAAUAUUAAAUUUAAAAUGUAUCUGUAGAAAUAAUUCUAAAAUUUAUCGAUAGGUAUAUUUUCCUAUGAUAACUGAAGGUGCCUACCAAAUUCUGAUAAAAUAAAAGUUUUUAUUUAUUUUUUAUAAAAUAUUAAACAAAGUAAAUUAAAAUAUGAUUGUCAAUAUGGCAAUAUUAUUGUAUUUCUAUACCUACAUACUUACAUAGAUAUUUAAGUUGAAACCAUGAACAUAACAAUAUAAUAGUUGAAACUAUGCAUGGGUAAACGAAUAGGUAGGUACAACAUUUUUGUGUUUGUGGUUUGUAGAGCCUGGGAAACAUAUGGUGACCCUCGUCCAAUGGUCAUUGUCCAGUGUUUUUUAUAUCAGACUAUCAAUUUUAUUUUAUUCUUUAAAUUGUCACAUAUUUCCGUAAAAUAAUAAUCAUACUACUAAUAUUAUAAUAGUUGUUAAUUGCAAAUAUGCGUCAAUAUAUCAAUACAAAUUACAACUUUUAACUAGUGAUUUUAGCGUGAUCUCAAGAUAUUAGGUUAAACCGAUAUUGGAAAAUGGAAACACCACUAACAGUGAGUUAUUAUUUGAAAAUAAUUAUUGUUUUUACUGAAUUUUUAACUAUUUGAAUUUGAAUCCGUUUUUAAAUACUACCUAUUUUCUAAAAUAGAAUUUUGUUUAUAAAUAAUAAUAUUCAUAUCUUGCUUGGAACUCUUACAUUUGAUUAGGUAUUAUAGGCAAAUUCAGAUAAAUUGAAGUGUAGUAACCAUAACUUAAAAAGAUCUUUAUAGGUCUAUGAUAGAAAUUUACUAGGUACCUAAUUAAAGUAAAAUGUUUAUUAUUGCUAUAAUUGAGUUUUAAAAUUAUUAAGAACUAUAUAAUUUUAUUUUAAGUAUAACUAGUAUACCUAGUUAAACUAUAUAUACCUUUACCUAAUAUGUAUAUGUAUAUAUGUGUAUUGUACCUAUAAAAAGUUAUGUAAAUGUAUAAUUUAUAAAAAUGAUAUAAUAUCUAUCUAAUAAGAGUAAUCUUUAUUUAAAAUAUAUUUUGAAACAAAUGUUCUAGGUACUUAUGUAAUUCAUAUACUAUUGUAAACAAACGAUAAACAGUUAAUGUAUAUCAUAUUUGAUUUCAACUAUUUACAAUUUUUUAAAAACUAGGUUUGUUACUCCUUAUGGGAUAGAUAAUUUAUUUCUUUAAAGUUAAAUUAUAUCUCAUAUUAUUUGUUGUAAUAUUGUUUGAAUGGAAUUUUAUUGGACACCAUUCUUGUAGAUUUAUUACUUAGGCAAUAAUAUCAUAUUGUUAAAAAACAAUGUUAAACUGAUAAACCACCUGGCCAUCUGAACACGUUGAGCAUAGGUUAUUCAACCAUACUGGCUAUUAAUGUUAUUCUGAUGUUUUCAGUCCUCAGACUUACAAUUUAUCCCAAAGUAUUACAUCUGGUGUUAGCUUUGUUAGUUUCAAGGCCUUUCUUAAAUCCCUUAAUUUGAAUUUGGUUAAACGUUUAGAGUUUAUUUUAUGUAGGUAUCUAAGUAAUAUUAGUUAUUAGGUACUCAUAUAAAAGCUAUAACUAUAUAUGGCUACAUAAACCUAAUCAUAAUAUUUUUGAAUGAACAUUUUCAUGAUAAGAAUACUUUCCAAUUUUCAAUCUUACAAGAGAUGUAAAAAUGUAAUCUAUCUUUAUUACACUUAUAGUAAUUUAGUCAUGCCAUCAAGGCUAUAAAAUUAAUAGUUUUCAAAUUUAUUUAACUUGUGUUAUUUAUUCAAAUAAUAAGUAGUAAGCCUAAAGUAUGGAUGCUCAAAGUAUUAAAUAAACCAAAUGCAUAAUGGUAAACAAAUUUCAUUUGGUUUUAUAAAUUAAUUGAAUAAAAUUAAAAUUGACAAAAAACAACUUUAAACCAUUGAUAAGCACCUACUAAAAAAACAACAAAUAGAUUAGGUACCUAUAUAAAAUACUAGAUUAAAUAGGAUAUUAAAGUUAUUAUAAAAACAAAUUGUAACUAAUUUGUUAUUUAAAUUGUUAUCAAAAAUUAAAAUUGAAUUGUUGUUUUUUAAAAUCAAUUUAAUGAAACUAAAUAUUUAUUUGAUCAUACACGUGGUUUUUUUUUUUAAAUUUUGGCAUUUAGCCCAGAAAAAAUUUGCCAUGGUUUGUCAUUUCUGACAUAUAGUACCUACCAUUGAAAUAGUGAGAAAAUGAUUUAACUGCAUUGUAUUUUAUAUUUAUUAAUUAUAUUAGCUUAUUAUUAACAAAAUAAAUAGUGUGCAAUUUUGAUAUAUGUGCCUGUUAAUUCAAUAUCUAAGUAAUUAACAUUAAAAUAGUUAAUGUUACAAUAUGAUAAAUAAAAUCACUAAAUUUAAGUUUGAAAUAUUUACAUUUAUGUAUUAGCUUUUUUAACCAUUAGUUUAUAUCUAUUGGUUGAUUAGUUAUGUAUUAAAACCACUGAAAACCAUAUUUAUCUAUUUAAAUAUAAGACAAGGUCAUUUUAUAGAUACCUAUAAGGUACAAUUAAACAAUUAAACAAUUUUAUAAUAAUACUUUUUUUUCAAAAUUAAUAUUAAUUAAAACUUAUGAAUUGUAUAAAGAAAGUAUAUAUAGGUAAGUGUAUUUAAGACUUUAAUGCAAAAUACAUACAUAGGGCCCCCACAUUUGUUAUCUUUCCAAAGAAAUAAACAAUAAUAUAAUAAUAUAUUUACGGUUUAGUAUAGAAUUUAUAAUUAUUUAAUUCUAAUUUAGAAUCAAGAUCCAUUACUAAGAUUACGGAUAGUUGCUGGUCAUUCACUCGCAAAAAAAGAUAUUUUUGGCGCAAGGUAGAUAUUUACCUCUUUUAUAUUUUGUUUAAUUUAAUAAUAUUUUAUUUUAAUUUAUAAUUCUUUUAUAGCGAUCCUUAUGUAAGAAUUGACUUAAAUACUAUUGUUGGAAAUGUUGCAAUAGAUUCUGUUUUAACUAAAACUAAAAAAAAGGUAAAUAUAGUAUUUAUUUUUAUAUUGAUUGCAUAAUAUUUUUUUCUUAAAUAUAACUGUUAAAACUAAUUUCCGGUUGUGUAUACUAUGUUUAUUAAAAGUACAUUUAAAAAAGUUCUAAUCUAAUUAAUAAUGCUACUAUGAUUUAAUGAAAGUAAUUAUCUGAAAAAUACAUGAUUGUUUGCAAAAUAACUAAUUAUAAUUUUGUGUAACACUAUCUUGUGUAUUAAAUUUUUCAUUACAUAAUACAAUUAAAUUUGGUAUUCAUGGACUCUUUCUAGAAUUUUCAAUUCUCAAUGUGACUUCUUAAUUGGAAAAUAUUUCCGAUCAAAUAUUUGUUGAAAUAUACAUACAUGGGAAUUGGUAACUAGUUCUUUUAGUAAAUGCAUUUUUUAUCACAUUUAUAAAAUUAUAAACGUAUGCCUUAUGUAUUAAAGUAACUUUAAGAUGCAUAAUUCUAUUUAAAAAUUAAUGAACAUAAUUUGUUAAUAGCUUUUAUUCGAAUGUAAUAAUAAUUGCUUUUAGAUAACAAAGUGCUUAAUAAAAUUGAUUUAUUUUUUUUAAUUUUAUAAGAUAUUUAUAAUUACUAUUUAUUGUUUUGUUUUUAACUGAAUGUCAUGAUUUAGAAUUACAAAAAUAGUAUAAAUUGUUUUAUGAGAUUUUAAGUGUUUAUAUUGUUUAUUGAUUUGUUGUUUAAACAUUAUAAAAGGAUUGAAAAAUAACAUUUUUACUUGUAAUUUUUUCCAAUUAACCAGUGAUAUGAAUUCAGAAAACAAUUUGUUUAUGAGAAAAGUUACUCGUAGUCAUCAGCUCCCCAAAAAGUUUUUGAUUUUCUAAAAUUGAGUGCGGAAUUUUACAUUUUAAGCUUAUUAAUUAUUUUAUGUAUACAUUAGAGGGGUGAAAUCGAAACAUAAGACAAUAGGUUAAUAUAGGUUAAACUAUUUAACAAUAUUUUUAAAUUUAUUUUGCUAGUUUAUUUCAUUGUUUUAUUUUACAAUUUAGAAGUAUUACAUUUGUAAAACUAAAUUUUUUUUAAUUUUCAGACUUUAAAUCCAGUUUGGAAUGAAGAGUUUGUUUUUCGGGUAAGAUUUUUGAACUUAAGUUUUAUUAAAUUUAAACUAGCUUUGUUGAUUGACUUUAUAAGAUAAUUAAUAAAGAUUUUUGACUAUUAAAAAAUGAAUUUAUAAUAUUUGUAUUAGUUUUAUUUAAAAUAUGUACUUAAUAAUCAUAAAUUAUAUUGCAAAACUUUAAAAAUAAAGAUUUAAUAUAUAUUCACUUGAAUAAAUUGUUUUAAUUAGAUGAUGAAUAAUACUGAAAUUAAUUUUGACUCUACGUAAUUUUUUCUAAUUCAAGAUUAAAAGAAGUACUUACUUUAUAUUUAAAAAUUAUGCAAAUUUAAUAAAUAUAAAAAAGUGAAACGAACAAGAAAUAUGUAUACAAAUACUACUUGUUGCAUAUUUAUCUUGUACUUUAUUUUAAACAUCAAACGAAAUAUAAAUUAUUGCCAAAAACGAAUUGAAAAUUUGUAUCGUUAGGUGAUUAUUGAAAUAUUUAAAUAUUACAAAAUGUGGAAAAUUGAAACCUAGUCUCUUAAACAAAGUGAUUCAAAAUUAUUGGAAUUAAUGUUAUUGAAUAAAAUAUACAUUUAUGUUUAGAAUAACAAUAGCAUAAAAUGUAUUAUUAUAAAUUAAAAUAUAUAUAAUAGCAUAAUAUAUUAUUAAUAUUCAUGAUCAAAAUAUUACCUCUGCAUACAUUUUUUGGCAUCAAUGUUGACGAAUAUGUUAUUUUAUUUGUAGGUUCGUCCUCAUGAACAUAAAUUAGUCUUGCAAGUGUUUGAUGAAAAUCGUCUAACAAGAGACGAUUUUCUUGGGAUGGUUGAGGUACCAUUACAUAAUGUUCCCAAAGAAAUAAUUGGCAGAAAUAUAGGCAGUGUAAAAUAUGUACUGAAACCCAGAAGGUUUGAAUUAUUUGAAAUUUAUUAUGAAUAUCAUAAUUAUAUUUUAAAUUUAAAUUUAAAAUUGAAAUAUUAAUUAAAAUAAUUUAGUGCAAGAUCAAGAGUAAAGGGCUACCUUGAAUUGUAUCUUGCUUUUGUUCUGGAACAAGAACCAGGAACUUCUGGUCGUCUAUCUGCAGAUGGUGAAUGGGAAAUGAUUGAAAAUGCUGAAGUUUUAAAUAUAUCUCACACGCCUUCAGUAAGAAAUUAUUGAUUACAGUAGAAUUGUUAAAUGUUUAGAAUUUAAUUAUUUUCCUGUAGUCCUAUGUUCCAAAUGCAAUUGAACCACAAGGAGCUUUGCCUUCUGGCUGGGAAGAACGACAAGAUGCCAAUGGAAGAACUUAUUAUGUAAAUCAUUUAGCAAGGUCUACUCAAUGGGAAAGACCAACAGUAACGUGAGUUUAAAAUUAUCAAUAGUUUAAUAACUUUGUAUGCAUUAAUAAGUGUUUUUUCAGAGUUAAAAUUAAUUUGUCAUUUAAAAUGUAAAUAGAAUUAAAAUCUAAAAUAAAUGUUUAAUUUUAUAAAUACAAGCUUAUUAUUAAAAAAAAUAUAUUUAUAAAUUCAAAUGAUAUGUAUAUAAUAUAAUAUUUUAUUUAUUUAGUGAUCAAACUGAUGUGAAUACCAUUCAAAAUUUGGCAUUAGCCGCUACAGAAUUUGAAAGAAGAUAUCAUAUCAGUGUAGAUACUCCAGAAACUGAUAAAGGUGAUCCUUCUAGGAAAAAGGUAAAAAAAUAUUAAUAUCAUAGACUUAUUUUAACAUACUAUGUUAACAGGUCUAUGAUUAAUAUUGAUAUUUAUUUUUAUUAAUAAUUAAUUAGCAUGUUUUCUAAAAAUUCACUCUUGUAUUUAUUGAUUGUAAAUACAAUAAAAAACAAUAAUUUAAUAAAAUACAAAUAUAUAAUAAAACUUGUAUGAUUUUUAUCUGUAUGAUAAUAAAGAUUACGAAUAAUUUAGGUCUAAUGUAUUUAACGUAUCAAGUUUUGUUGAAAAAUAACCUUUAAAUAUGUAGAUAUUUAUACAUUUGUUAGUUAAACAGUUAAAAUUUGGUUAUUAAUUUAUGCCCCUAUGUACAACUUAAAAUGAACCUCUUGUUUAAUUUUCAAGCAUUUCUGUUCAGACUAACAAUUUUAUCCACAGACUACCUACCAGAUAAAUAUUACAGUAAAACUUCUCAAAAUUAAAAUGUGUAUUAAAAGCUCAAAAAUGGCUGAAAUAUUUUGAAAAUUUUACCACAUUUAGAAAAGGAAAAUAUAAUGUUUCUGUCCAAACUUCAAGUCUACAAAUAUGUUUAACUGAAUAACAACAAAAUAACAAAAUUGAAAAUAUUUUAGUAAAUUUUCCAAUAUUUCUUACGUUUUUUUCCAGUUUUUCCAAUUAUUUUGAAAAUUGAUAGGAAAAAUGACAUAUCUGAGGUAGUACUUACCUCAGGAAAAAUUUUAAUAAAAUUUUUGUAUUCAGCAUAAAAAAAAACCAUUAUAAAACCAAUACAUUUAAAUCAAAUUAAGUUGGUUAGCUUCCAUAUGUUUUAUAGUGUACCUUAUUAUUAUUAUUAUUUUUUUUUUAUAUUUAAAUUUUGCCAAAAAAAUAUUUAUACAAUCAUUAAUACUAAUUAACAUUAAACAUGAUAAAAUAAUUUGAGGGUGGAAAAAAUCGGCCAUUGUUCUGAGAAGCCAUCUUCUUCCUCUUAAUCCCAACUAUUUGGUGGUCAGUCACCCUUGUCUUCUACUUGACCCAAUCCAUCACAUUGUCUUCACAUACCCGGGAUCCCCAUAUUAUUCUCAAAUUAUGUAGAUCACAUUUAGGCAGUUUUUACUAUAGCUUUACAUUUUGAUGAUACAUGCACAUUAAUUGGGAGGGAUCAGAAUCUUGAGAAAUCAUAUAUAUUUCAAAGGUAUUAUUAAUUUUUCAGUCAUUUAUUUUUUUUACUGUGUACUCAAAAUGCAUGCUAUUAUAUGUUGCCAAUGUAUAUAUUGCAUGUUAAAAGGCUGUUCAAAGUGAUGCAGAUGAUGAAAGUGACGAAGGAUAUGAAGAGUCAGAUCCACUUACUAACAUUGAUCGAAGGCUUUCCAGUGUAUCUGUAACAGCUGAUCACCUGAAUCAGGUAUGAUUCGUUUUUGGAUUGUUUCCAGUGAUUCAACCUGGGGGAGGGAGUUAAACAUUAAUGAUUUAAUUUAACAGAAAUCUUUAUUUAUCUAUAUUUAUCUAUAUAUCUUAGCAUCUUAAAACAAUAAAUAAAUAUUUUUACAACUAAAAUACUUUGAAAAGGGUAAACGGUUUGAUGUUUUAUUUACUAUUUUGUAACCUACUCACAUUUUUUUCACUAACAUUUUUCCUUGUGCCACGGGUUAUUGCUUAAUUAGUUGAACAAUAGUUAUUUGAUUUUAUUUAAAUUAUACUUUACAGUCAUUUAUAUAGUUGAUUUAAUUUUUAGUGAUAAAUUGUUUUCAUUAAUAAUAAAUUGUAUUUUUAAAUUUGUUUAAGGGUGAUCAGGUAGAUUCCAAUAAUGAACAAAGUAGUACUACUGCUGUUCAAGGUAACAUUCUUGAAGGAUCUGAAGGUUUACCAAAAGGGUGGUCAAUGCAAGUUGCCCCUAAUGGUCGAACCUUUUUUAUUGAUCAUAAUACUAGAGCCACUACUUGGGUAGAUCCUAGAACAGGUAGGGCAAGUUCAAUGCCUAAUCAAAGUCAACCACCUGCAGCAGAUCGUAUAGUAUCUACAUCUGCUUACAAUGAUGAAUUGGAACCUUUACCCGAGGGGUGGGAAGAAAGAGUUCAUGCAGAUGGAAGAAUAUUUUUCAUUGAUCAUAGUAAGUAAAUACAUUUUUACAAAUUUAGUAUUAUUAAAAACAUUAAAUAAUAAUAAAUUAACAUAAAUAAUAGAAAAAAUAAAAUGUAUAUUAAUUGUUUUUUUUAUAUAUAUAUAUAUAAUAUAUAGAUACAAGGACAACUCAAUGGGAAGAUCCAAGGUUAAACAAUCCUAAUAUUGCGGGUCCUGUAAGUUGAUUAUUUUCUACACAAUUUUAACUGUAGUUCAUAAGACUAAUAAUAUAAAAUAAACAUAUUUUUUUUAUUUAAAGGCUCUGCCUUAUUCACGUGAUUACAAAAGAAAGUAUGAGUCUCUCAAAACAAGAUUGAGUAAAAUGGUAAAUAAAACUUGAUUUUUUUGAUCGUUUUAUAAAAAAAUUAAAAUAUUAUUUUUAUUAGGCUCAUGGACCACCAGCUAAAAUGGAGAUUAAAGUACGACGAUCUAAUAUUCUUGAAGAUUCUUUCCGUAUUAUUAAUUCAAUGCAUCCAGACAAAUUAAGAGCAAAACUGUGGGUUGAAUUUGAACAAGAGGUAGGCCUUGAUUAUGGUGGUCUAGCAAGAGAAUGGUUUUUCUUGUUGUCUAAAGAAAUGUUCAAUCCAUAUUAUGGCCUUUUUGAAUAUUCUGCUAUGGACAAUUACACACUACAAAUUAAUGCAAUGUCAGGAUUAUGUAAUGAAGAACAUCUUCACUAUUUUAAAUUUAUUGGAACUGUUGCUGGAAUGGCUGUUUAUCAUGGAAAACUUUUAGAUGGUAAUUAUUACAUGCAUUUUUAAGUGUUUGAUAAAUUAGUAGUGUAUUAUAUGGGUGUUUCAUAAAGAUAUCUUGGAAAGUAAAAAUUGUUUUCAGUAUUUUUUAUUGACAAUUUGAAAACAAGUAGCUCUAAAAUGUUACAUUUCUUUAAAAACAAAUCUCACCCUUUUUUGGAAUUGUAACUACUACAUACUUUUGAUUUUCAAAUGACAAUUAUAUUAAACAUUUCUGAAAUAGAUAAUUUUGAAUUAAAUACAUUUUACUGUUGAAAUUUUCAAUUUCCAACCAUUUUUAGAGAUACCACAAUGGGUAUACCUCCUUGUGACACCUUGUAUAUAUAUGUACAAUAUAAUAAAUAGUAUAAUAUUUUAUUAAUAUAAUUAAUUUGUGUAGCAUUCUUCAUCCGUCCGUUUUAUAAAAUGAUGUUGGAAAAAUCAAUUGAGUUAAAAGAUAUGGAAAGUGUUGACUCAGAAUAUUAUAAUUCACUUUUAUGGAUAAAAGAAAAUGAUCCUUCCGAACUAGAUUUGACAUUUUCUCUUGAUGAGGAUAUUCUGGGACAUACUUCACAUAGAGAAUUGAAACCAGAUGGUGCAAAUAUUCACUUAACUCAAGAAAACAAAGAUGAAUACAUCAGGUUAGUUAGUUUAAAUAGAUUAUUUCUUUGAUUAAAAAAAAUAUUUUUCACAAUUUGUUCCAUUUAGUUUAGUGAUUCAAUGGAGAUUUGUAUCCCGUAUACAAGAACAAAUGAAUGCUUUCCUACAGGGUUUUGGUUCCAUAGUGCCUUUAAGUUAUAUUAAAAUAUUUGAUGAAAAUGAAAUGGAACUUUUAAUGUGUGGUAUUCAGAAUAUUGACGUUAAAGACUGGAAAGAAAAUACUCAUUAUAAAGGGGAUUACUCACCCAAUAAUAUUGUCAUUCAAUGGUUUUGGAGGGUAUGUACAUUUUAUAAUAAUAUUACUAUUAUCACUUAGGCCGUGUAAGACACAGAGCUAUUCAUUAGAAACUAAUUAUUGACGCAAAUUACUAAUUAGCAAGCUUUGAAUCAUAAUGUAUGUUAUUCAAUGGAACACAACAGAUAGUGCUACUGGUAUUAAUCAGUUAUUAACGCGUUAGUGAUCAGUUCCAAGUGAUCCAACUGUCGAGUCACUUCCGAAUUGCGUCAUGUACUCUCGUAAAAUUAUGUGUAUUUUUAAAAUCUUAUUUUUUCUGAUUUUCUUCUAUUAAGAAAAAUAAAAAGAUGAACCAAUAAAUAACUAACAUAAAGUUAGUAGAAGUAGAGAAACAUUCCAUUCUAUAUAAAUUUACUAAAAAUGUAUUUCGAUAUAUAGAUGAACCUUUCUUCUUCUAUUUAUUUAGUUAUGGUAAUAGUAAUAUGCAGUUAACAUUUCUUCAUCACUAGAAUCAUCCAUGGUGUUGAAAAAUACUGAUGCAGGUCUUACUUCAUAACCAAACAGUCAAUAGAAUAAACUAUCGAUAACUAAUUUAAAUCAUGAACAAGUUUCUUUUGAGUAGCUCCAUGUGUAGAGGACUUUAAGAGAAUGUUAUACCUGCAUGUACUUUCUCAGUCCAACUAAUGGACAAUGUAGUAUGAUUUACUUUAUGCAGACUGUGUAAAAGUCUCUUAGUUUUGGUUUAAAUAUUAAUAUUUAUUAAUUAUUGGAUUAUAUAUGAGUAAAUUUUUUUUCGUAUCUCGUCAAUAUGGCACCCAUUGCCAAUAGCUUUUUUGACCAAUUUAUAAAGACUCACGAAAUAUGUUAUGAUACUAGAUAGUUAUGAAUCAAUGGUCUUAAAUAUUCAAAAUAUACUUGGAAAUUGUACACGUAGACUGGAUAACAUUGUAAUGUUCAUGGUCACAAAUUUUUUUUUUUUGUCAAUAAAUAAUAACAAAAUAAUAUUAUUUUAUCAGUAUUAUAAUAUUUAAUAUUUUUGUUGUAGGGAGUUUUGUCAUUCAACAACGAGAUGAGAUCAAGACUUUUGCAGUUUGUAACAGGUACAUCCAGAGUUCCAAUGAAUGGUUUUAAGGAGUUAUAUGGAAGUAAUGGGCCACAAUUAUUUACAAUUGAACGAUGGGGUACUAUAGAAAAUUAUCCUAGGGCUCAUACCUGGUAAUAAUUUGUAUAGUUUGACUGUCAAUUGAAUACUACAAUGAUUAAUUAUAUUUUUUAUUUUUGUAUAGUUUUAACAGGUUAGACCUUCCACCUUAUGAAAGCUACCAGGAAUUGAGAAACAAAUUAAUUAAAGCAAUUGAAGGCUCUCAAGGUUUCGCUGGAGUGGAUUGA
Molecule: messenger RNA, 21549 nt
Organism: Cinara cedri
Lineage: Eukaryota; Metazoa; Arthropoda; Insecta; Hemiptera; Aphididae
Source: the annotation of a GenBank genome assembly